Molecule: messenger RNA, 2266 nt
Organism: Rhodamnia argentea
Lineage: Eukaryota; Viridiplantae; Streptophyta; Magnoliopsida; Myrtales; Myrtaceae
Product: probable mediator of RNA polymerase II transcription subunit 26c
Exons: 9
Coding region: 569-1600 (343 amino acids)
Cellular component (GO): nucleus
Source: RefSeq, a predicted model, not a curated record
AUUUAGGAAUAUACCAUUUUUCGUCCCAAUCUUGUGAAAAGGGCAAAAGAAAGAAGUCGACGCCAUUAUUCCCCAAAUCAAGAAGCGCAAGCGGAGGAAAAAGAAAAAAAAAAAAAGCUGACGAUGCACCUUGCCCAUUUCCCGACAGCUUCCAGUCCAGCAUUUCGUCGUCAUCUCUGAUCGUGUUUGCUUCACUUCGAUCCUCGAACGAUAAUUUCUGGGCGUGGUCGGGUUAUUGGUCAACGCGGAGUCAGAUCUAGAUCUUUUGACGAUUUGGGGGUCUUCUCAUCGUUAUUGGGUUGGAACGAUUUUCAGCUCGGGAGUCUGGAGGAAGCCCCCUGUUUGUGAGCACACCCUUUAUUGAUUCGGAGUUCGAUUCUGCUUUUGUGGUUCUUGUUCUAUCCAGCAUGGCAGAUCUGGGGGUGGGACAUCGUAAUCUCAGAACAGGCGGUUCUUGAAAUAUUUCAGCAUCAGGGAGCUCUAGAUCUUCUUGUUGUUGAGAUAGCAAGCGGUUUGUCAAUAAUUUAGAGGUGGGUUUUGGUUGUUCCGAUCAUUUGGAGGUUGUAGAAUGGAUUUAGAUGACUUUAGGACGGUAUUGGAUAGUUCAGGUGUUGAUGUCUGGACGUUCAUCGACACGGCGAUAACGGUGGCUUCUUCGGACAAUUCAAAUGAGUUGAAGAGAAGGAGGGAUGGGAUUGUGGAGCGCUUAUAUGCAGCCACUUUGUCUUCCAAGUGCAGGAACUGCCAAACUGAUGGUGUGGUGGGUAGGCCUAAUGGGCACAUAGUCAGGAGUCCAGUCCCAGAAGAGAAGGCCAAGGGUGGUGAAGGGAAGGCGAAUUCGCCCUCCACGCCGCAAUCGGCGGACAUGAACGACGAGUUGGACCCGUUUGGGGGUUUGUUCGAUGAUGAGCAGAAAAAGGUUCUCGAAAUUAAGAGGCAUCUCGAGGACCCUGAUCAGCAGUCCGAAGAUUCCCUGGUCGAGUUGCUUCAGAGUCUAGCAGACAUGGACAUUACAUUCCAAGCUCUGGAGGAAACUGAUAUCGGAAGGCAUGUAAACCAGUUCCGGAAGCAUUCCUCGAAUGAUGUUCGGCGACUUGUGAAGCAUCUCGUUAGGAAAUGGAAAGCAAUUGUGGACGAAUGGGUGACUGUGAAUCAGCCUGGAGAAGUUGCCUCCUCCGCACUCUUGGGAGCUGAUGGAGACUCGCCCCAGCAGAAAGUUCCACAGAACGGUUACUCCAAGGUUCCUGAAUUUGGACUCUCUCCAAAUCCUCAGAAUGGAAGUUCUGGCUCAGAGAGAAACUAUUCAGAGCCAGAACCCAAGGCCAAGAUGGUUGUGCGCAAGGAAACUCCGUCUAAACCACACCCACUAGCUUCAGCAUCUGCUUCUGCACAAAAUAGACAGAGGGAACAGAAGGAGAGCAGCUUUGAUGCUGAGAGGCUGGCCUCAGCUAGGAAAAGGCUUCAAGCGAAUUAUAAAGAAGCUGAAAACGCUAAAAAGCAAAGAACGAUUCAAGUGAUGGACAUUCAUGAGAUACCAAAACCCAAGAAUGCCUUCUUUGGAAAGAACAAAGCUGGUGGUUCUCAGGGGAAGCACUGGUGAUCUGAAUGGCAGACAUCACAGAAACAACAAUACAAGCGAGAGAAGCUUUUUUUGCAGGAACUGGGAAAAUUCCUAAACCCCUUUCUUCCUUCAAAAACUUUUUUUGGGUCCUAUAAAUGACAACAUCUUCCUCAUAUUUCUUCCUUUUUCGAGGACCGAAAAAGCCCGAAAACUCUGAUUUAAGGAAGUACAAUUUGCAAUUUGCACUGUGGCUUUCUAAUGAAGUUUGUCCUUAGCCAUCCGUGUUUGGAGAUGGGGGUUUUUUUCUUGAAAAGUUCGAACCUUUCCCACAAAUUUCCUAAACUUUUUGCUGUCGACGGUGGCCUGUUCAAGAGGGUUCGCCGUGUUCUGAGAUUGCUACCAGGCAAAGUUUGUUGGUCAAGUGAAGGUCUUCUUCUCAAUUUUCUUUUUUUCUCUGGAAAAAUACUCCAAGGUCUUGAGUCUAUUAAUCGGUUGUUUUCAUGUAAACGAGGUUUCCUCUCAGUUGUCUUAAAAAAAAAAACUCCUUUUGACCUUAGAACAAGCCAGUUGCUUGCCUUAGGUCCAGAGGAACUGCAUGAUGUCUGGGAAAAAAACAACCCAAGAACUGUAAAAAAAAAAAAAAAAAAAACUGUUGUAGCUCCAAUGUUACGUAGCUUAUACAGUUUCUAUCGUCUCCUUCCCUUA